This is a messenger RNA of Necator americanus (New World hookworm), 225 nucleotides long. RefSeq lists its product as uncharacterized. The coding region runs from base 1 to 225 and encodes 74 amino acids. The record is from RefSeq and is a predicted model, not a curated record. NCBI's taxonomy places the organism in Eukaryota, Metazoa, Nematoda, Chromadorea, Rhabditida, Ancylostomatidae. The transcript has a single exon.
AUGGGGCAGAGAAUGGCUUACACCUUAGCUAUUUUCUUUAUGACCAAACUUGGAACAUCUGCUCUGAAAUUCCGUCUUUUGUUCUACUCUCGGUACAUCGACUAUUGCUUUGUCAUCUAUGCCAACGAAGCGGAGAUGGACAAAUGGAUUUACUGUUUGAAUCGACAGCCCGAACGAAUAAAACUCACUGGAGAGAAACCAGAAAGCAAUUGUCAUCCUAUUUAA